AGCGGGCUUCUUAGCAUGCGUCUGGUCUGCCCCCAACUCGUCGGCCCUCCCCCUCCCCCGUCCCCGCAGCGGGGGUGGGGCGGGCGGCGAGGGGGCGGGAUUGGGGCCGGGGCGGAGCCCCCAGGGCGCGGGGCGGGCCGAGCGCGGCUGCAGGUGUCUGCAGGCCUUAAGGGCGCGGCGUGCGCGCCCGGCCGAGCACCCGCCGCCGCACAGCGAGCCCCGCGUUCCCGCCGCCGCCCCUUUCCCCACUCCCCCGCAAGCCCCGGCUGCUCCCGCCCCUCAGCCCGUGCCGCAGGGAGGAGCUGCGGGCUCUCGCCGCGCCGGCCCGAGCGCGCCGCCGGCGCCAUGCCCCGCAUAGAUGCCGACCUCAAGCUGGACUUCAAGGAUGUCCUGCUCCGACCCAAGCGAAGCAGCCUCAAGAGCCGAGCCGAGGUGGGAUCUUUUGCCCGGGUGGCGCGGGGGAGGUGGGUGCAAGGCGCCGGGAUGUGCCAGCCUUGCCAGCUUUUCUGUGUGUCUGGAGAUGGAUGGGACGCUGACCACCUUUGCCCUCGUCACCACUGUAGAAGGGGGAGGGCAGCUGGUUCCCUGCCAGCUCCUGGAGGGACAAGCCUAAAAGCAUAUCGGAAAAGAAGGAUUGAGUCACAGAGACCCACGUCCUCAGCUGGAGAUGCUAUUUGUAAAGUGGUUUGUCCCAGUUCCACGGAGACGCCCUCCAACUCCAGGGGCACACGCACCUUCCUGCCAUCAUCACACAAGGAUGGAGGCUGCACGUGUCCAGGAGAUGUCGCCAAAGCCUUUGGAGCCGGAGCAGAUUUUGUCAUGCUGGGAGGGAUGUUUUCGGGCCAUACUGAGUGUGCUGGAGAGGUGAUCGAGAGGAAUGGACAGAAGCUCAAGCUGUUCUAUGGGAUGAGCUCAGAGACAGCGAUGAAGAAACAUGCUGGAGGGGUUGCGGAGUACAGAGCCUCGGAGGGCAAGACCGUGGAAGUGCCUUACAAAGGGGAUGUCGAGAACACUAUUCUGGACAUUCUCGGGGGACUGAGGUCUACCUGCACCUACGUAGGGGCCGCCAAACUCAAAGAGCUCAGCAGGAGGGCGACGUUCAUCCGGGUGACCCAGCAGCACAACACCGUGUUCAGCUAACCUUGAGAUCAAGGACGAGACGACCUCCAGCCUCGCGAAGCAUCUGCACAGGCCUGCUUUCCCAUCCCCCUCCUCCUGUGACAGCAGAGGUUCCGGCUGAUCCCAGAAGCAAGGCACUUCCUGGGUCAGUGGCUGGAGCUCAGCUGCCCGGAACGUGUAACCUCCUUGUUAAAACUAACACGCCUUUUUCUUUUCUUUUUUUUUUAAGAAAAUGGUUUCACUUUAAUAUAAUGCUAUGAAGACUU
Physeter macrocephalus (sperm whale) is the source of this 1385-nucleotide messenger RNA. It is a transcript of the gene GMPR, whose product is annotated as guanosine monophosphate reductase. The record is from RefSeq and is a predicted model, not a curated record. NCBI's taxonomy places the organism in Eukaryota, Metazoa, Chordata, Mammalia, Artiodactyla, Physeteridae. Gene Ontology annotation, molecular function: catalytic activity.